CUGUGUGCGCGCUCGUCCGCUGCUGUUUCCCGCCGGAGCUCGUUGGGCCUCCCGGGCCCACCCUGCCCAUGGCCCAGACCCCCGACGGCAUCUCCUGUGAGCUGCGAGGCGAGAUCACCAGGUUCCUGUGGCCCAAAGAGGUGGAGCUGCUGCUGAAAACCUGGCUACCCGGGGAGGGUGCUGUGCAAAACCAUGUCCUGGCGCUGCUACGAUGGAGAGCCUACCUGCUACACACCACCUGCCUCCCGCUGAGGGUGGACUGCACAUUCAGCUACCUGGAGGUCCAGGCCAUGGCGCUGCAGGAGACACCCCCUCAGGUCACCUUUGAGCUGGAGUCCCUGCGUGAGUUGGUCCUGGAGUUUCCUGGUGUGGCUGCCCUGGAACAGCUGGCCCAGCAUGUGGCUGCAGCCAUCAAGAAGGUCUUCCCUCGCUCGACCCUUGGGAAGCUAUUCCGGAGGCCCACACCUGCCUCCAUGCUGGCUCGGCUGGAGAGAAGCAGCCCCUUGGAGUCCACUGGCCCCUGCAGCCCCUGUGGUGGCUUCUUGGAGACAUAUGAGGCUCUGUGUGACUACAAUGGCUUCCCUUUCCGAGAGGAGAUUCAGUGGGACGUGGACACCAUCUACCAUCGCCAGGGCUGCCGCCAUUUCAGCCUGGGAGACUUCAGCCACCUCGGCAGUCGGGACCUGGCCUUGAGUGUGGCUGCCCUAUCCUACAACCUGUGGUUCCGGUGCCUCUCCUGUGUUGACAUGAAACUGAGCCUUGAGGUCUCAGAACAGAUUCUACACAUGAUGAGUCAGUCAUCGCACCUGGAGGAGCUGGUGCUGGAGACCUGCGGCCUGAGGGGAGACUUUGUCCGACGACUGGCCCAGGCUCUGGCGGGACACUCGAGCUCUGGGCUGCGGGAGCUCAGCCUGGCAGGGAAUCUGCUGGAUGACCGAGGCAUGGCUGCACUCAGCAGACACCUCGAGCGUUGUCCAGGAGCCCUGAGGAGACUCAGCCUCGCCCAGACAGGGUUGACUCCGCGAGGAAUGAGGGCUCUGGGCCGGGCACUGGCCACCAAUGCUGCCUUCGACUCCGCCCUGACCCACCUGGACCUUUCCGGGAAUUCCGGGGCUCUGGGGUCCUCCGAGGACAGUGGGGGCCUCUAUAGCUUCCUGAGCCGUCCUAACGUGCUGUCGUUCCUGAAUCUCGCAGGCACCGACACCGCCCUGGACACUCUCUUCGCAGCGCUGUCCCGAGGCUGCUGCACCAGCCUUACCCACCUUGACGCUUCGAGGAACGUCUUCUCCCGCACGAAGUCCCGCGCUGCGCCGGCCGCGCUGCAGCUCUUCCUCAGCCGCGCGCGGAUGCUGCGGCACCUGGGCCUGGCGGGCUGCAAGCUGCCGCCGGACGCGCUCAGGGCUCUUUUGGAUGGCCUCGCGCUCAACACGCACCUCCGCGACCUGCACCUGGACCUCAGCGCUUGCGAGCUGCGCUCGGCCGGCGCCCAGGUGAUACAAGACUUAGUGUGUGACGCAGGCGCUGUGAGCUCCCUGGAUCUGGCGGAUAACGGCUUCGGCUCGGACAUGGUGACUCUGGUGCUGGCCAUCGGGAGAAGCCGGUCCCUGAGACAUGUGGCGCUUGGAAGGAACUUCAACGUCCGGUGCAAGGAGACCCUGGACGACGUCCUGCACCGGAUUGUCCAGCUCAUGCAGGACGACGACUGUCCUCUUCAGUCUCUGUCGGUGGCUGAGUCUCGGCUGAAGCUGGGCGCCAGCGUCCUACUCCGGGCCCUAGCCACCAAUCCUAACCUGACCGCGCUGGAUAUCAGCGGCAACGCCAUGGGGGACGCGGGCGCCAAGUUGCUGGCCAAGGCGCUCCGGGUCAACUCCAGGCUCCGGUCUGUGGUCUGGGACCGGAACCACACAUCUGCUCUGGGUCUGCUGGACGUGGCACAGGCGCUGGAGCAGAACCACAGCCUGAAGGCCAUGCCUCUGCCACUGAACGACGUGGCCCAGGCGCAGCGUAGCCGCCCUGAACUGACAGCACGUGCAGUCCAUCAGAUCCAAGCCUGUCUCUUGAGGAACAACCGCGCAGACCCUGCCUCUUCUGACCACACGACCUGCCUUCAGUCACUCGGUCUGGUCUCAGACCCCUCAGAGCAGGAAGUGAAUGAAUUGUGUCAGUCGGUGCAGGAGCAUGUGGAGCUGCUGGGCUGUGGGGCUGGGCCCCAGGGUGAAGCCGCUGUGCGCCAGGCUGAGGAUGCCAUCCAAAAUGCCAACUUCUCUCUCAGCAUUCUCCCCAUUCUAUAUGAAGCUGGAAGCUCCCCAAGCCAUCACUGGCAGCUUGGGCAGAAGCUGGAGGGCCUUCUGGGACAGGUGGGCGAGGUCUGCCGCCAGGACAUCCAGGACUUCACUCAGGCCACACUGGACACAGCAAGGAGCCUCUGCCCACAGAUGCUGCAGGGAUCCAGCUGGAGGGAGCAGCUAGAGGGGGUCCUGGCAGGCUCGAGGGGCCUCCCAGAGCUGCUCCCAGAGCAGCUGCUGCAAGAUGCCUUCACUAGGCUCAGGGAUAUGCGGCUAUCAAUCACAGGGACCUUGGCAGAGAGCAUUGUCGCUCAGGCUUUGGCAGGCCUGAGUGCAGCCCGGGAUCAGCUGGUGGAGAGUCUGGCUCAUCAGGCCACAGUGACAAUACCCUCUGCCCUACCGGCACCAGACGGAGGUGAGCCCGGCCUCCUUGAGCCUGGGGAAUUGGGAGGUCUUUUCUUCCCCGAGGAGAAGGAAGAGGAGGAGGAGAAGGAUGACAGUCCUCCACAGAAAUGGCCUGAGCUCAGCCACGGUCUUCACCUGGUUCCCUUCAUUCAAAGUAAGUCAGGGCCUUGGGGAAGGGAGUUUACAUGGGUGCCCCCAGCCUUGCCGCAGGAAGGGAAUGGGCUCAGUGCCCGCGUGGACGAGGGCGUGGAGGAAUUCUUCUCUAAAAGGCUGAUCCAGCAGGAUCGCCUCUGGGCCCCCGAGGAGGACCCGGCCACUGAGGGGGGUGCCACUCCUGUCCCCCGUACACUGCGAAAGAAGCUGGGCACCCUCUUUGCCUUCAAGAAGCCUCGUUCAACGCGGGGUCCACGACCUGAUCUAGAGACCAGCCCUGGGGCAGCUCCCCGAACCCGAAAAACUACGUUUGGCGACCUACUGCGGCCGCCAACCCGUCCCAGCCGUGGUGAGGAGCCUGGUGGGGCUGAGGGGGACACCAGCAGCCCUGACCCUGCCCGCAGGAGCCGACCUCGGUACACAAGAGAUAGCAAGGCCUACUCGAUGAUACUGCUGCCUGCUGAGGAGGAGGCAACACUGGGUGCCAGACCCGACAAGAGGCGGCCCCUGGAGCGGGGAGAAACAGAGCUGGCUCCAUCCUUUGAACAGCGGGUACAAGUAAUGCUGCAGAGGAUAGGCGUCAGCCGAGGCAGCGGGGGUGCCGAAGGCAAGAGGAAGCAAAGCAAAGAUGGCGAAAUCAAGAAAGCUGGCUCAGAUGGUGACAUUAUGGACAGUUCCACGGAGGCCCCUCCCAUCUCGAUCAAGUCCCGCACCCACUCUGUGUCUGCUGACCCCUCCUGCAGACCUUGCCCAGGGAGCCAGGGGCCCGAGUCUGCCACCUGGAAGACACUGGGGCAGCAGUUGAAUGCAGAGCUCAGGAGCCGUGGUUGGGGCCAACAGGAUGGUCCAGGCCCUCCCUCUCCUGGUCAAAGCCCAAGUCCCUGCAGAACCAGCCCCUCCCGAGACAGCCUGGGCCUCCCAGAGGACCCUUGCUUGGGCCCUAGGAAUGAAGAACGGCCCCUGCGGCUGCAGCGCUCCCCGGUCCUCAAACGCAGGCCAAAACUUGAGGCACCUCCAUCCCCAAGCCUAGGAUCUGGCCUUGGAAUGGAGCAUCUGUCCCCACAGCCCACAGAGCCCUCCAGCCCCGAGCGGAGCCCACCCUCCCCAGCCACAGACCAAAGAGGCGGCGGCCCCAGUCCCUGAUCCUCUCCUCUCCUGCCGCAUGAGAUUAUUUUAUUAAAAAACUCAAAGGAA
Messenger RNA from Mandrillus leucophaeus (drill), 4037 nucleotides. RefSeq names its product RGD motif, leucine rich repeats, tropomodulin domain and proline-rich containing (gene CARMIL2). Gene Ontology annotation, molecular function: protein binding. The coding region runs from base 69 to 3986 and encodes 1305 amino acids. Gene Ontology annotation, cellular component: lamellipodium; plasma membrane. The transcript has 37 exons. The record is from RefSeq and is a predicted model, not a curated record. Lineage: Eukaryota; Metazoa; Chordata; Mammalia; Primates; Cercopithecidae. Gene Ontology annotation, biological process: regulation of Arp2/3 complex-mediated actin nucleation; cell migration.